This is a messenger RNA of Exophiala dermatitidis NIH/UT8656, 558 nucleotides long. RefSeq lists its product as uncharacterized. The transcript has 3 exons. The record is from RefSeq and is a predicted model, not a curated record. Lineage: Eukaryota; Fungi; Ascomycota; Eurotiomycetes; Chaetothyriales; Herpotrichiellaceae. Bases 1 to 558 code for a protein of 185 amino acids.
AUGACAGAAGUUGAACCGGGCCGCGGUUCUCUGCCUUGCGCCCAGCGUAUGCUUGCGAAUGCUUCCCAAGAGGAAGCCUUGAACCUCGACCCGAACCUCUGCCGACCAUUUCCGGCAUUGUCUACUACAAGCACAAACAAGGGUAGAAACAAACUGACACGAUGGUGGAGGAGACACGUCGGGAUGGCUGUGCCGCAUGCCAAGUGCCGCGACCACCUAGCAAAUGAAAGAACAUUCCUAGGCUAUCUUCGCACGAGUCAGGCUUUCGCUGUCCUGGGUGUCGUUACUGCUCAGGUAAUGCGGCUUCAGCAUAGCCUUGCCCCUAGUCCCAUCAUAGGGUUUUUCGUCAUCAGUAUACCGCUGUCCUGCGUAUGCCACGGAACUGCAAUAGUCAUCACCGCUCUGGGUGCUUUGAGAUUCCUCAGAUGUCAGAAGGAGAUGGCCCGAGGGUAUGCCUUAGCUGGUGGUUGGGAGAUCAAGUGUAUCGGGACGCUCACAACUUUGGUCAUCUUUUGCAUGUUUGUGCUUGUCCUGGCUAUCACCAUUGAGAAGAGUUGA